This is a messenger RNA of Delphinapterus leucas (beluga whale), 3812 nucleotides long. The record is from RefSeq and is a predicted model, not a curated record. Lineage: Eukaryota; Metazoa; Chordata; Mammalia; Artiodactyla; Monodontidae.
GGCGGGCGCUCUGCCAGCUGCGUAAACAAUGCCGGAGGACCGCUGCGGAGCAGGCACGUUCGGAGGUAGGGUCAUGCUCACAUUCAUGGCCUCUGACAGCGAGGAAGAAGUGUGUGACGAGCGGACGUCCCUGAUGUCAGCCGAGAGCCCCAUGCCGCGCUCCUGCCAGGAAGGCAGGCAGGGCCUGGAGAACGGAGAGGGUGCCGCCCAGUGGGUAGGUUCCCACCAGCAGUCCAAGGCCUCCGGACAGGAACCUGAGAGUGAGUUUGGAUGCCAGGACAGGCAGCGCAGAGACGAAAGGACGAGAGGCCAGGAGAGCGAGGAGGACCAUGAGGAGGACCCUGACCGCUACGUCUGCAGCGGGGUCCCCGGGCGGCCACCAGGCCUGGAGGAGGAGCUGACCCUCAAAUAUGGGGCAAAGCAUGUGAUCAUGCUAUUUGUGCCUGUCACGCUGUGCAUGAUCGUGGUGGUGGCCACCAUCAAGUCCGUGCGCUUCUACACGGAGAAGAAUGGACAGCUCAUCUACACACCUUUCACCGAGGACACAUCUUCGGUGGGCCAGCGCUUCCUCAACUCCGUGCUCAACACCCUCAUCAUGAUCAGCGUCAUUGUCAUCAUGACCAUCUUCCUGGUCGUGCUCUACAAGUACCGCUGCUACAAGCAGGUGUCACGCGACCACUCCCAGGGACUGUUAAGAGGCAGCUCGACCCUCCGUGCAUUCAUCCACGGCUGGCUGAUCAUGUCCUCCCUGAUGCUGCUGUUCCUUUUCACCUACAUCUACCUUGGGGAAGUGCUCAAGACCUACAAUGUGGCCAUGGACUACCCCACCCUGUUCCUGACCGUCUGGAACUUCGGGGCGGUGGGCAUGGUGUGCAUCCACUGGAAGGGCCCCUUGGUGCUGCAGCAGGCCUACCUCAUCAUGAUCAGCGCGCUCAUGGCCUUGGUGUUCAUCAAGUACCUCCCAGAGUGGUCUGCGUGGGUCAUCCUGGGCGCCAUCUCAGUGUAUGAUCUCGUGGCUGUGCUGUGCCCCAAAGGGCCGCUGAGAAUGCUGGUAGAAACUGCCCAGGAGAGAAACGAGCCCAUAUUUCCUGCCCUGAUAUAUUCAUCUGCCAUGGUGUGGACAGUGGGCAUGGCCAAGUUGGACCCCUCCUCUCAGGGAGCCCUUCAGCUCCCCUACGACCCAGAGAUGGAAGAGGACUCCUGUGACAGUUUGGGGGAGCCCUCGUACCCUGAAGUCUUUGCGCCCCCCCUGCCUGGCUACCCGGGGGAGGAGCUGGAGGAGGAGGAGGAAAGGGUCCGAGGAAGUCGCCUGAGGAAGUAACUUCUGAGCUGAGCUCCAGAGGCUGAGCCACUGGAACUCGGAGAGGGGGACGCACAGCGGGGGUGCGUUUCCAGCUGAGGGGACCUUGGGAGCAGAGACCCUGAGGCAGACGGCACGGUGAGUUAGAGCCAGUGAAGGCAGGACGCUGAGACCCGAGUGCAGAGAUGGGGCAGGGAGGCAGGCAGGGACUUGAGGGGCCUUCUGGAUCAAAACGGGGAUCUGGUCUGUGUCCCGUGAGCGGUGGGAGCCGUGGGGGGUGGGGGAGGGUUUUGAGCUGCACGGGAGGAGGGACAUGAGGGAGAAGGGCAGGCUUGUGGCCGGCAAAGUGUGCACCUGCGUGGCCUGAGGACGUCCCCGUGCAGCCAUGGGGGACGCAGGCGUGGGCUCUGGGCUCAGAGGGCCGGCUGGGCUGGGCAGGUCAGCGCCAACAGCACGGCUCCAUGAUGGGACUGACAGUGGAGCUGGGGUGGAGACUCCCCCAGGCAGAGCCCCGGGUGUUUGGGGGCAGAAGGAGCUGGUGUGGAAGGCCGUCCUGAAGACGCACCCAAAGACGUUCUAACAUAUGGCUGUGUUCCCAAGGGGAUUAAAAUAGCCAUUCCAUCAGCACACGUUUAUGGACCACCUACUAUGUGCCGGGUGGCACAUGGGAACAGGGAGGUGCUGCAGGAUUAAAACAGCCUCUGCCCUUGAGAAGUUCCCUGUGGGAGCAGCCCAGGCGGGGGGAGGUGAGGUAUAAAGUACUCAGGGCAGACCUGGGGAAGAAGAUAAUGCCGAGGUGGGCCUGGAAGGACAAGUCGGUCACCCGGCAGACAGGCUGCCAGGCUGCAGCCCAGGCCUGGCACUGAGCCCCUGGAGUCAGCACGGAUCCCACCGGGGCACAGUCCACAAGGCCACCCUCGCUUCACACGCCAGCCACAAGUCCUGGGGGUCUCCAGGCCACCCGCACUUCUGACCGACUGGCUACGGAUCUGGGGGUUCCCACACACACCCCCCCCCGGUUGGAAAAUUUGCUAGAACGACUCACAGAACUCAGGAAAGUACUAAACUUACAAUUACAGUUUUAGUAUAAAGGAUACAAAUCAGGACCAGCCAAAUGAAGAGCCACAUUGCUCGCAGGACUGGACUUCAUCUCCAGGCUCCCUCUUCUCCCCAGAGGUUGGUCUGGCCCAGAGUCCCAACCCCCUUAUCACAUAACCACGUGGUCUUUCUGGAGACCAGUGCCAUCCUGAUCCUCUCAUUUGCAUAAAUGAUCCAAGGGGCUCCUGAAUAACAAAGACACUUCUGUUACUGGGGAAACUCCAAGGAUUUGGUCUCCCUCCUGGAACCAGGGACAAAGGCCAGUUAGAUUCUUUGUUACACAGCAGCAUUGGCAAAGGCUCAGAUGAGAGAGGAGGAGGCCUUCCGGGAGCUCGGGGCAGUUUGGUGGCCCAGGCAGCUGGGGGCCGGACCUUCAAGGGUGCACAGCACUCACGGGAGCUCGAACUUCAUGUUGCAGGCUGUGGGGAACCGCUAGUGGUUUGUUGCAGGGAAUUGAAGUGAGCAGAGCUGCAUCCCAGACAGAUCCCGGGCAGCAGCAAGGAACACAGACUGCUGGGGGACAACCUGAGGGAAGAGCCAUGAGGGCCCAACUCAGGCAGCAGGCUGAGAGGAGGUGGUGCCACCACAUACCUGGGACGCACUGGCAGGACUUGGCUGGGCAAGGGAUGGGCAGGGAGGCGUGGAGGGUGACGGGGGAAGGUGGGAGGCUCUGCAGGACGUCAGAUGGAGACGCCACGGACACACGAAGGGGAGCGAUGCUCAGGAACGUCAGGGUUGGAGACCCGAGUUGGAGUCACCAGGAUAUACAUGUUGUCAGAACUGCGGGUCCCCAGAAGGUACCCAGGGAAGGUGUAGGGUCAGAAUGGAGAGCGAGGGAGACAGCGUGGGCGACAUUUACGGGAUGAAGGGAAGGGCGCUUGUGGAGGACCCCGGGGAGUGCCAGCCAGGGGACAGGGCGCUGAGACAGACAAGUAGCUUGAGGGUGUCCACGGGGGCCGGGCGGUGGCCUGGCCAGAGCACGUUGGCUGGGGGACGUGGGACCUGCCGCCAGAGAUCUCUGAAGUGCCUGGGAAGUGAGUGCGGUUCCUUUGAGAAAGAACUGAUUGAAAAAGAAGAGAGAAGGGAAGGGAGAGGGCAGGCAGAGCAGGGAAGCAGGAGUGGGGGUAGCUGCGAGAGGAGGCACGGCAAGAGAAGUCACCUCUGUGAGGUGACGAAACUGGAGUGUUUGCUCUGUGCCGAGGCAGGAGCCAAAGUGAGGAAACUGAAGUCAGAGAAGAGGGGCCGUGGAGGAAGGGACAGACCGAGGUGAGGGGCAUCUUGCUUGGAGCCCAGAAGGGAGGCGAGGGGGGCGGACAGGGCAGAGCAUGUUUCCUUGAUGCAGACCUCCUCAAUUCAAGUCUGUUUCUUAAACAUUUUUAUUGUCUGUGAUGAAUAAAAUUAUCCUAUAAACAAG